AUGAGAUUACGAAUUCGAGCGCUCGACAGCAAGUUUAGAAUUGGCUUUGUUACGGGACUCGUUGGCACUGGAUGUUAUUAUUAUGCAUCGUCGAAAAACAAAAAAGCAGUUGACAACAUUAAUGGCGACUCGGAAGAAUUCGUUGGUCAAGUAGGCCAGACACAUGCCAAGAAGCCUUUAUUAUUUCAGUGGUCCAGUAUACCCAAAUUCAUCGAGAAACGAUACGAUCCUAAAUGGGCCGAAGAACACAGCAAUGGAUGGCUAUGGAAUGCCGGAAACACGCUAGUUGUAGGAGGCGUCGGUACGGUUGCCAAGAUAUUUCUCAAAUACUUUGAGCAUACACGCGUAUACAACCUAGACAAAUUAUUGGAGGUUGUAGAGCAGGAGGAUCGAGAACGGGCCCUUAUUACAGUAUCCAACCACGAGUCCGUUUGGGAUGAUCCAAUAUUGUGGGGUGUGUUGCCGAUAGAGACGUUAUUUUCACCGCACAAGAUGCGAUGGGUACUUGGAGCUGCAGAUAUCUGCUUUACAACCCUGUUCCGAUCCAUGUUCUUCUCACUCGGCCAAGCAAUCCCCACUAUCCGUGGCUCAGGUAUCUAUCAACCUGGUGUCGAUUUUGCCAUCUAUAAAUCAAAUCAGAACGGCUGGAUCCAUAUAUUUCCGGAGGCGCGUGUGAACCAAACAACAUCCAUGAUAAGGUUUAAGUGGGGCAUUGGGCGAAUCAUUAUGGAAUCCGACCGAUGUCCAAUCGUGGUACCUGUGUGGCACAAUGGUAUGGCGCAGGUUCGCCCGUUGCAUGGACCGCCAGUCCAAUUCUUCAAACCGAUUACGCUUGCAUUCGGUGACCCAAUAGAUUUCCAGGACACUUUGGAUGCUUGGCGGGCAGGAAAAAUCAGCGAGACCGAAGCACGAAUAAAGAUCACGUCCACUAUUUUCGACGCAUUGGCCGAACUUAAAGAAAAGACCCAGCGCAUGAAGCGGGAUCUUGAAUCAGGUACGGUCUCCGACAACGAGGGUGAUCUGAAAAAUACUGUUAAACCAUAA
Messenger RNA from Zychaea mexicana, 1044 nucleotides. Its product is annotated as acyltransferase-domain-containing protein. Gene Ontology annotation, cellular component: mitochondrial membrane. Gene Ontology annotation, molecular function: 1-acylglycerophosphocholine O-acyltransferase activity. Gene Ontology annotation, biological process: inner mitochondrial membrane organization; cardiolipin acyl-chain remodeling. Lineage: Eukaryota; Fungi; Mucoromycota; Mucoromycetes; Mucorales; Lichtheimiaceae. The coding region runs from base 1 to 1044 and encodes 347 amino acids. The transcript is spliced from 4 exons. The record is from RefSeq and is a predicted model, not a curated record.